Molecule: messenger RNA, 2255 nt
Organism: Oncorhynchus gorbuscha (pink salmon)
Lineage: Eukaryota; Metazoa; Chordata; Actinopteri; Salmoniformes; Salmonidae
Product: zinc finger protein 391-like
Exons: 3
Coding region: 58-1278 (406 amino acids)
Biological process (GO): regulation of transcription by RNA polymerase II
Molecular function (GO): DNA-binding transcription factor activity; RNA polymerase II cis-regulatory region sequence-specific DNA binding
Source: RefSeq, a predicted model, not a curated record
UCCACGUGGAAAAAAAUACGUUAGCUGGGAUUUUCUACAAGGAAUCUGCAGGACAACAUGAGUGGAGAGAAGGAAACAUUGCUGGAAGAAAUCGAACAGAGUUUACACCCUCUAACGGAGGAUAAUUUACGACACCUGUGUGAACGUUGUGGAAUAGAUGGCUCUCAAGUUAAAGGAAAGAAGCGUCGCUCGUUGCGACGUAAAAUCAUGGAGGAAAUGUGGGAAAAUGCAGAUUCAGUCAAAUCGGAGGAGCAGGGAAUAUCUUGGUUACUCCGACUGAAAGAUGACAUCAGAAAGAUACAUGAAAAAUCUACUGUGGCACCCAUGAGUCCCAGCCAGUCUGAUGAUGAUGCUACAACCUGCAGUGAGGAAUGGGACAAGGAUUGGUUUCCUAGCAACGGGCUGGAGGCGGAGUCAUCUCCAGAGAGGCAUACCCCAGAGAGUUCCAGCCAGUCUGAUGAUGAGGACGAUGCUAUAACCUGCAGUGAGGAAUGGGACAAGGAUUGGUUUCCUAGCAACGGGCUGGAGGCGGAGUCAUCUCCAGAGAGGCAUACCCCAGAGAGUCCCAGCCAGUCUGAUGAUGACGAAACGGGGGACAACCCUAACGGUCGCUCGCUCAGUGGGAGAGUCUUAUCAUCUGGGAAGGCUCCAGGGUUGAAAGUGAUCCAGCGACCUUAUAGCUGUGAUGUAUGUGAGAAGAGUUUCCCUCAUUUAGGAGAUCUAAAGAGACACCAGAAAAUACACACAGGAGAGAAACCAUAUGGCUGUGAUCAAUGUGGGAAGAGUUUUGCUCGAACUGAUUACCUGGCUGAACACAAGUUAACACACACUGGAGAGAAGCCUCAUAGUUGUGAUCAAUGUGGAAAGGGCUUCACUCGGCCUAACUGCUUGGCUGCACACAAGCUAACGCACACAGGAGAGAAGUCCUACCUCUGCUCAGACUGUGGGAAGAGCUUCUAUACACCAGCAAAGUUGAAAGAGCACGAGCAAUCACACACAGGAGAGAACCCUUACAGGUGUGGUCUGUGUGAGAAGAUCUUUGCUUGUUCAGGUUCCCUGACAAAACACAAGCGUAUUCACACAGGAGAGAAACGUUACAGCUGUGAUCAAUGUGGGGAGAGCUGCAGAGAUGCCACGGCCCUGAAUGAACACAUGCGUACACACACAGGAGAGAAACCUUUUCGCUGCCAUGUCUGUGGAAUGAGUUUUUCUCGACGAAACACCCUGAAAGGACACAUGCGCAGACACACCGGUGAGAAGCCUUACAGCUGUGACUAGUGUGGGAAGAGAUUCGCUCAUCCAGGAGAUUUGAAAAUACACAUCAGAGUACACACCGGAGAGAAACCGUACAGCUGUGACCAGUGUGGAAAGCGAUUCACUCAGUCAACAAACCUGACUAAGCACAGACGUGUUCACUCUGGAGAGAAACCCUAAAGCUGUGCUCUAUAUUGUAUGAACUUCACUCAGUCAACAAACCUGACUAAGCACAGACGUGUUCACUCUGGAGAGAAACCCCAAAGCUGUGCUCUAUAUUGUAUGAACUUCACUCAGUCAACAAACCUGACUAAGCACAGACGUGUUCACUCUGGAGAGAAGCCCUAAAGCUGUGCUCUAUAUUGUAUGAACUUCACUCAGUCAACAAACCUGACUAAGCACAGACGUGUUCACUCUGGAGAGAAACCCCAAAGCUGUGCUCUAUAUUGUAUGAACUUCACUCAGUCAACAAACCUGACUAAGCACAGACGUGUUCACUCUGGAGAGAAACCCCAAAGCUGUGCUCUAUAUUGUAUGAACUUCACUCAGUCAACAAACCUGACUAAGCACAGACGUGUUCACUCUGGAGAGAAACCCUAAAGCUGUGCUCUAUAUUGUAUGAACUUCACUCAGUCAACAAACCUGACUAAGCACAGACGUGUUCACUCUGAAGAGAAACCCUAAAGCUGUGCUCUAUAUUGUAUGAACUUCACUCAGUCAACAAACCUGACUAAGCACAGACGUGUUCACUCUGGAGAGAAACCCUAAAGCUGUGCUCUAUAUUGUAUGAACUUCACUCAGUCAACAAACCUGACUAAGCACAGACGUGUUCACUCUGGAGAGAAGCCCUAAAGCUGUGCUCUAUAUUGUAUGAACUUCACUCAGUCAACAAACCUGACUAAGCACAGACGUGUUCACUCUGGAGAGAAACCCCAAAGCUGUGCUCUAUAUUGUAUGAACUUCACUCAGUCAACAAACCUGACUAAGCACAGACGUGUUCA